AUGGACAGCGGGUCCAUGCCCUCGUCGGGCCCCUUGACCGAUGUCGGCGUUGACUUCUCCAACUAUACCCAGGCCUUCGACUUUCUGCAGGACAUCCUCGAUGACACCACGCUGCAGAUCACCGGCAAUCAAGCCGCCAGACGCUUUUGGUAUGGAAUCGCAGCGGUCGUCGGCAUGGCCACAUUAUGCAACAUCAUCCACCAGGCCACGGAACGAUUCCGACUCCGUGCUAGCGAGAAAGGGCAAGAACAGCCAGCUCGACCAUCGAUGUGGGCAAUGCAAUACAUCGCAACCGCCACGGCCAUGGUACGCGAAGUGUCCUACAUCCAACUCACACCCACCCGGACCGCCUGGGCCCGGAUCCCCAGCUUCGGAUCUAUCAUCCUGGUCGCCGCAUAUCUAGCCUUCAUUCUCAUCCUCGAGUUCGUCGACAACAACAUCCCCGGAGCCCAGCAUUACCAAGCCCUCAGCGUGCAAGCAGCGUGGCUCGCAGUGGCUCAGAUCCCACUGAUCGUGCUCCUGGCGGGCAAAAACAGCCUGAUCGGCGUCCUCUCUGGCACAUCAUACCAACGACUCAACCUCCUGCAUCGCUGGGUCGCGCGCGGGCUUCUCCUCCUCUCAACCUUCCACUUCGGCUUCGAAAGCUACGGUUGGAACGAAUACGGUCUGAUGCAGAUGGAAUGGACCACCGACUCGUGUCCCCCGACCGGCAUAGCCGCCUACGCCAUCCUCCUCUGGAUGAACCUGACCACCCUCGCCCCGAUCCGCUUUUACGCCUACAACCUCUUCGUCGCCCAGCAUAUCCUCACCUACUUCGGUCUCAUCAUCGCCAUCAUGAUGCACCUCCCCUCCACGGCCCUCUACUCCCGCGUUUACGUCUACAUCGCCAUCGCAUUCUAUCUCCUAGAACGACUGGUCCGCACCGCCCGCUACAUCGUCACCAACAUCUCCCCCGGCCGUGCAACCCUCGAAUCCCUCGGCCCCCGCGCCACUAAAAUUCACCUCACCAACCCCCGUCUCCGCCACUGGACACCAGGCUCGCACGUCCUCAUCUCCAUCCCCAAAUUCGGUCUCGCCCAAUCCCACCCCGCCACCAUCAUCUCCACCCCCAAAUCCCACGGCGGAGAGCUCCUCCUCAUCCUUAAGACCUGCCGCGGCUUCACCCACCGCCUCGCCCGCGCAGCCGCAGCCACAGUCACCACUACCCCCAACACAACAACCCAAAAGCCCGACCCCGAAUCUCCCCACCCCCAGAAAUCAUACCUCGCUCUCAUCGAGGGCCCCUACCCCCCCGCAUCACAGACAGACCUCGCCUGCUACGACACCCUCUUUCUCCUUGCCGGCGGCACAGGAAUAACAUACACCCUAUCGAUCCUCCUCGACAUCGCAAUGCGCUCCACCACCCGAAAACUCCCGCUACGAACCAUCCACUUCACCUGGAUAAUCAAGGACCGCACAUCUCUCCCCUGGAUCGACCAGGACCUCACAGACGCAUUAUCCGAUCUCGCGCGCGCCGGGAUAACCUGUUCCACGCACGCAUUCCUCACCUGCGAUAGCAACAACAAGAACAAGACAGAGAGUGAUGGCAACACGCCCCCCGGAUGCAAAUGCCCAGAUGGCUGUCGCUGCUGCGUCACAAACAAAGUGGAUGACGAAGUAGACAAAAUCACACCGGUUUACAGCACCCCUGGGACAGAAUCAAUGUCAGAAAAAGACCUGACGAUGCCGCCGUGGAACGGGGUUUGGUUUGAGCGGCCAGUUAUCGAUAGUUUGUUGUGGCCGGGUUUGUGUGCUGCAGAGGGAGAGACUGCGAUUGCGGUUAGUGGGCCGCUGAGGCUGUGCGCUGCGGUCAGGACGACGGUCGCGAGGAUUAGUGAUGAGCGUGCUGUGCAUAAGGGGUCGGGCGCGCAGGGUAUUUAUCUUCAUGUGGAGAAUUGUGAGUAG
This is a messenger RNA of Aspergillus heteromorphus CBS 117.55, 1944 nucleotides long. RefSeq names its product ferric reductase family protein. Gene Ontology annotation, cellular component: plasma membrane. The transcript has 2 exons. The record is from RefSeq and is a predicted model, not a curated record. Bases 1 to 1944 code for a protein of 647 amino acids. Gene Ontology annotation, molecular function: ferric-chelate reductase activity. Lineage: Eukaryota; Fungi; Ascomycota; Eurotiomycetes; Eurotiales; Aspergillaceae. Gene Ontology annotation, biological process: intracellular iron ion homeostasis; copper ion import; iron ion transport.